Aspergillus homomorphus CBS 101889 is the source of this 966-nucleotide messenger RNA. Its product is annotated as ADP-ribosylglycohydrolase family protein. The transcript is spliced from 7 exons. NCBI's taxonomy places the organism in Eukaryota, Fungi, Ascomycota, Eurotiomycetes, Eurotiales, Aspergillaceae. The record is from RefSeq and is a predicted model, not a curated record. Bases 1 to 966 code for a protein of 321 amino acids.
AUGUCCCACCAACAACCCUAUCCGAGCGGACGAUUCCAGCUCGUUGAGCCUGCGACCGCGUUGCGGAAUGAUGACGACACAGACCACGCCCUCCUCCCAAUCCUCUCCUACCUACACAGCAAUGGGAUCGUACUCUCCCCAGAGGACUUCGCCCUCCGCCUCCGCCACUGGAGCGAGCCAGGGCUGCGUGAAAUAAACAAACCCACCUACACCCUGAACCCAAAACCCACAGCAUACACUCACUGGUCAACAACCACCAACCACACCGCCGCCCCAAACGGCUCCCUCAUGCGCACGCACCCCCUCGGAAUCUUCUGUCUCGGCCUCUCAGUCGAGGAAACCUUCCGCACCGCAGCGGAAGUGCGGGCAGAAACGGAUGUGGUUGCGUUGGUGGAGCGCGUGGCUGGGUGGGUGGAGCGGUGGUUGGAGGUGCAGUCUCCCGAGUUCUAUGAUGGGGUUGUGUUGGAUCGGGUGAAGGUCGCGAGGUAUGUUUCUGUGCGUAGGUUUGGGGAGUUGGUGCUUGAUGAUGCGCUGAGGAUGGGGUAUGUGUUUAGGGCUCUGGGGGCGGGGAUGGGCAUUUGCGAGGAGAUUAUCACCGAGCUGGUGAUGCACGGCGGCGAUGCCGAUACGAAUGCUUGUGUUGCGGGCGCGUUGUUGGGCGCGUUGCUUGGGUUCACGGCUCUGCCAUCGCGGUGGCGCGAUGGGUUGGAGCAUCGUGCCUGGCUGCUUAGGAAGUGUGGCGCUCUUGCGUCGACUGUUGGGGUUGUUGAAGGGGAGGCGGCUGGUUAUAUUGGGAGCGAGGACCCCGAUACCGGGCUGGAUGUUGGGCGCGGGACGUUGGGUAGGCGGGAGCUGGAGGCGCGCGAGAUGGCGCUUAUGGAGGCGUAUCUGAACCGGAAGACGAGACUGUUGAAAUCCGUCAGCUGGAUCCUCUGGAGAGAUUGUGAUUACUCAAGAUCAACUUAA